AUGGCUCUGCCAAACCUACGCCGUCUCUUCGUCGAGGCUCGAACCGAGGCAGAAGAGAAUGAGUACUCCCGCAACGCCUUUUACAACCUGGUCCUGUUCAUUUCAUCCGUAGCCGUCUUCAGCCUAGUUGCACAGCGCAUGAGCGGCAAUAAAGCAAUCAAAUAA
Molecule: messenger RNA, 165 nt
Organism: Fonsecaea pedrosoi CBS 271.37
Lineage: Eukaryota; Fungi; Ascomycota; Eurotiomycetes; Chaetothyriales; Herpotrichiellaceae
Exons: 2
Coding region: 1-165 (54 amino acids)
Biological process (GO): outer mitochondrial membrane organization
Source: RefSeq, a predicted model, not a curated record